GGAAACUGUAACCGGAAGCGGAACUGCUGGCGGAGCGGGAUGGGAGAAGCGCGCGGACGGACACACGGGGGGACAAGAUGGCGGCGCGGUGGAACCACGUCUGGGUCGGAGCGGAAACUGGAGUUUUGAAAGGUGUGAAUCUGCACAAGAAGCGUGCCAGCAACUACACAGAGCUGUCGGUGCUGAGCCGCGACCAGGAGGUAUGCGCCAUGUGUUGGGGCUGCCCACAGGAGUCUGAGGUGGUCCUGGGCUGUUUGAACGGCUCCGUCAAGGUGUUCAGCACGGAUAAGGAGAAGUUCACGGAAUUCCGGGAUUGUGCCGGAUGGGGGAGGGGCCUUUGUGGGGUCGCUGUGUUGCACUGUGUGGUGGGUGUGGGUGGGGGGGGUGGUGUAUGCUGGCUCUGA
Messenger RNA from Leucoraja erinaceus (little skate), 404 nucleotides. RefSeq names its product WD repeat domain 74 (gene wdr74). The record is from RefSeq and is a predicted model, not a curated record. Bases 78 to 404 code for a protein of 108 amino acids. Lineage: Eukaryota; Metazoa; Chordata; Chondrichthyes; Rajiformes; Rajidae. The transcript is spliced from 3 exons.